Messenger RNA from Hippocampus comes (tiger tail seahorse), 893 nucleotides. Its product is annotated as ankycorbin-like. The record is from RefSeq and is a predicted model, not a curated record. Lineage: Eukaryota; Metazoa; Chordata; Actinopteri; Syngnathiformes; Syngnathidae. Bases 31 to 891 code for a protein of 286 amino acids. The transcript is spliced from 4 exons.
AGGCAGCAAGCCGAAGCACUGACACAACAAAUGGCCGCUGAGAGAGAAAACACAGAAUCAACACUGAGGCAGCUCACCGAAGAGAAAGCCCAGCUCCUCACCAACCUUGAUCUUCUCUGCGAGCAGAAAUCUCAACUUGAGGCUCAACUCAGUGAGCUGGCAAGCAAGCUGAAUCAAGCAGUGGAGGACAAACUUCAGCUGGAAGAAACCAAUGAUCAACUGAUGGAAAAGAAUGUGGCGCUGAAGUCCAGUGAAGCCCUGCUGAUGGAGGAGAAGCAGCGGAUCCAAGCAAGCGAAGGGAUGCGUGAUAACAAGCUGGCUUCUCUGCAAGAGGAAAAGGAACAUAUCCAAAACCUCCUCCAGUCCUCUGAACAGGAGUGUCACCUGAUGAAGGAUCAACUUCAAAUGACAGAAAAGCGGAUGGAGGAGAACAGAGCCAGGAACCAGCAGUUUGAAACAGAGCAGGCUGAACUGCACCAGAAGUUGUCAUGCUUACAACAAGAGCUGAGUGUAUUAAAGCACCAGUAUGACUUGUUGCUGGAGCAAGUGGGCCAACAAAACCAUCUCAUACAGCAGCUCCAACGGAGCCCCCAAGAAAACUUGAGCCCCGCAGAGCCUGAAGAGGCAGACAUGACUGCGGAGGCAGCAAGCCACAUUGAUGUUGAAGCCACUGUGGAACCAGCAUUAAAUUCAUUGACAGGAAAUGAGGCCAAAUUGGAGGAACUGUCAAUUCAACCUGAUGAGUCCCCCAGUGAAACGGAACAAAUCCUUGAGCCGGAUGUAAUCCAACCAGAGAUGAUCGAGGAACAUGUGGAAGAAGACAGAGAUGUAUGUAUCGAAGUUAGACACCAAAUGCAGAUAAUCGACGGGAAACUAUUUGAUCAGGUAUAAGA